AGCAGAAAGCCUGCCCUGAGGAGGCAGCAUCGAAGAGCCCGUAAUCUGGAUCACACAACAAUAAUGAAUGGAAACGCACCGUAGCCAAGAAAGCACAGCAACCUAGUAGGCGAACUAUUUGAAGGGAUUAUGCUGUUUUAUUGAAAGAGGAAUUCACAGCAAGAAAUGGAUUGGCCGGGUAAAUCAGAGACCAUUCUUUGGAACAGAAAGCAAUUGUACAGUACUUGUUACCUUUGAAAGUUGGAAUUAGAGUACAAUUUGAUAUACUGUAGCAAAUAGCGAACACAUUAAAAGCAGUUAUGAUACAUUAUGAUACCCUUGAGGUGUCAUUUUUUUUAUUCCUAGUGGAACUUUUGAAUCGGGAGUGUUUGGAUUAAAACUUCAGUCAGUUUGGAUGUAAAAGGGAUUCGACUUCUGAUAUCUUCGGCGGAACUUUGAAAGAAGAUCCCUGGACUUUUAUUUCAUUUCAUAAGAGGGUCUGGUUAUCAUUGGCAACAUGGGAAACAUAGAGAGUGUGGAUGGACAGUCGUCGGAGAUGAAGCAUCAUAUAAUGCCACUCAAAGUGCCUAUGCCCGACCAAACGGAGUUGGAGGAGAGAUUUGCUAUAGUUUUGAAUUCCAUGAACUUGCCCCCUGACAAAGCCAGGCUCCUUCGACAGUACGACAACGAGAAGAAGUGGGACCUCAUCUGUGACCAGGAGAGGUUCCAGGUGAAGAACCCGCCUCACACCUACAUCCAGAAGCUGCGAGGGUAUCUAGACCCUGGUGUCACACGCAAGAAGUUCCGCAGGCGGGUCCAGGAAUCCACGAAAGUCCUGAGAGAGCUGGAGAUCUCUCUGAGGACGAACCACAUUGGGUGGGUCAGGGAGUUCCUCAACGAUGAGAACCGAGGGCUGGACAUUCUGGUCGAGUACCUCUCCUUUGCCCAGUGUGCAGUCAUGUUGGAUUUUGAGGGGCUGGAGACCGGAGAGGAGGGCUCUCUGGACAAGACGAAGUCCUGGAGCAGGUCCAUCGAGGAUCUGCACCAGAGCGUGACCCAGCCCUUCUGCAACACGCUGGUGCGCUCUGCGCGCCAGUCUGUCCUUCGCUACGGCAACAACACAGCAACAAACAGCAAAACCAUCAAGAACUCCCGGCUGGUCAGUCAGAAGGAUGACGUGCAUGUGUGCAUCAUGUGUUUAAGAGCAAUCAUGAACUAUCAGUAUGGCUUCAACAUGGUCAUGUCACACGCACACGGGGUCAACGAGAUUGCGCUCAGCUUGAACAACAAGAACUCACGGACAAAAGCCCUGGUCCUGGAGCUUCUAGCUGCUGUGUGUCUAGUCAGAGGAGGUCACGAGAUCAUCCUUUCAGCGUUUGACAACUUCAAAGAGGUGUGCAAAGAGAAGCAUCGCUUUGAGAAGCUGAUGGACUACUUCCGGUGUGAGGAUGGAAACAUUGACUUCAUGGUUGCUUGCAUGCAGUUCAUCAACAUCGUCGUACACUCGGUAGAAGACAUGAACUUCAGGGUUCACCUGCAAUAUGAGUUUACCAAGCUGGGACUGGAUGACUACCUGGAGAAAUCCAAACACACAGAGAGCGAUAAGCUGUCCGUGCAGAUCCAGGCCUAUCUGGACAAUGUGUUUGACGUGGGCGGGCUCCUGGAGGAUGCAGAGACUAAGAAUGUGGCCCUGGAGAAGGUGGAUGAACUGGAGGAGCACCUAUCCCACGUGACGGAGAAGCUCCUGGACGUGGAGAACGAGACGGUGAUGAAGGUGGCCGACCUGGAGAAGCUGCUGCUUCAGAAGGACAAGGACCUGCAGAUCAUCAGGGAGACGUACGAGUCCACCAACACCCAGGUCAACACCCUGCGCAGGGUGAUCAAGGAGAAGGACGCCGCCUACCAGAGGCACUUCAACAUCGAGAAGCGCCUGCUGGAGCUGGAGCAGCAGGGGACCAUCCGCCUCCGCAAGAAGCCCGACGGGGACAUCGCCAUCGAGCCCCUGGUGGGGGGCGGAGGGGGGGGCAGUGGCCCUGGGGUUCCCCCGGGGGAUGUCGGGCACUUUUCGUUCGGGGCCGCGGCCGGUCUGACUGGUCCGGUCGGACCAGGGGGGCCUGAGGCCGGCCUUCCCUCAGCCACGGAGGCCCCUCCACCCCCACCACCUCCACCUCCUCCCCCUCCGCCUCUCCCCUCAGCUUCAGGAGAGAAUGCACCGAUGCCCCCACCACCACCUCCUCUGGCCCCACCCUUACCAGGAACCUCACCCUCUGUCAUCCUCAGCUUGGGCCUGUCUGUUAUCAGGAUCAAGAAGCCAAUCAAGACCAAGUUCCGUCUGCCUGUGUUCAACUGGACCGCUCUGAAACCCAACCAGAUCAACGGCACUGUCUUCCAUGAGAUUGAUGAUGAGCGCGUACUAGAGGAGCUGGACCUGGAGAAGUUUGAAGAGCUGUUCAAGACCAGAGCCCAGGGUCCCAUAGUGGACUUUACCUGCACUAAGAGCAAGGUGUCCCAGAAGGCUGUCAACAAGAUCAACCUGCUGGACGCCAACCGCUCCAAAAACCUGGCCAUCACGCUCCGCAAAGCCCACAAGAGCACGGAGGAGAUCUGCAAAGCCAUCGAGAAGUUCGACUUGAAGGCCCUGCCGGUGGACUUCAUGGAGUGCCUGAUGCGUUUCCUGCCCACGGAGACGGAGACCAAGAUGAUGCGUCAGUACGAGCGGGAGCGCCGCCCCGUGGACCAGCUGGCCGAGGAGGACCGCUUCAUGCUGCACUUCAGCAAGAUCGAGAGGCUCACCCAGCGCAUGAACAUCAUCACCUUCGUGGGAAACUUCUCGGACAGCGUCAACAUGCUCACCCCCCAGCUCAACGCCAUCAUCGCCGCGUCCGCCUCCGUCAAGUCCUCGCCAAAGCUGAAGAGAAUGCUCGAGAUCAUCUUAGCUUUGGGAAACUACAUGAACAGCAGCAAGAGAGGCUCCGUGUAUGGGUUCAAACUGCAGAGUCUCGACCUGCUGCUGGACACCAAGUCGACGGACAGGAAGAUGACUCUGCUCCACUACAUCGCUCUCACGGUGAAGGAGAAAUACCCCGAGCUCACCAACUUUUUCAACGAGCUGCAUUUCGUGGACAAAGCUGCAGCAGUGUCAUUGGAGAACGUGUUGCUGGACGUGCGGGAGCUCGGGAAGGGCAUGGACCUGAUCAGGCGAGAGUGCAGUCUCCAUGACCACUCGGUCCUCAAGGGCUUCCUCCAGACCAGUGACACCCAGCUGGACAAGGUGCAGAAGGACGCCAAGAUGGCCGAGGAGGCCUUUAACAACGUGGUGAACUACUUUGGGGAGAGUUCCAAGACAACCCCUCCCUCUGUGUUCUUCCCCGUGUUUGUGCGCUUCAUCAAGGCCUACAAGGACGCAGUGGAGGACAAUGACCAGAGGAAGAGGCAGGAGGAAGCCAUGCGGGAGAAGCUACUGGCACAAGAGGCCAAACAGCAGGACCCCAAGGUCCAGGCCCACAAGAAGAGACAGCAGCAGAACGAGCUCAUCGCCGAGCUGCGUAAGAGACAGGCCAAGGACCACCGGCCGGUGUACGAGGGCAAGGACGGCACCAUCGAGGACAUCAUCACAGGAAGGACCCUCAGAGGUAGUAUAGUUCCAGGUCUUUCUACUAUCCAUUGUUCCUACUCCUCAGGUCACCUCCAUUGUCACACCCCCAUUUAUGUGUUGCAUGUUGUUCAGUGUCAAUCCCCCUCUCACCUGUCAACAGUGUCUGCCAUGUUGUGUCCUUGCUAACUGUGUUUUGCGGUGUGCCAAACAGAUCUGUGGUCGACAAGCUUCUCGGGGUUACAUGUAGAGAAAAAUCAACAUGUUUACUCAUAAAUAAUAAUAGUAUUAUUAUCACAGCCAACAUUUGAGAUUGUUAGGUGGGUGUUAGCCACUCUCUAGCACAGAACCUCCAAGAGCUUGUUGUCUGCCAUGACUGUAUUCUUAUCAAACUGUUGAAUGUUGUGUUGCUACUGUGUCUGUUGUCACAAUUACUAAAAUCCAAAAGCCUUAGAUUCCAUUUUCAGUAGUGCCAUUCUUCCACAUUUUGGUAUUGAAAUUCAAAGCCAUAGGAUGUAGUCAUUCUCUGGAUGAUUUCUUCAAUUUAUUCCAAUUCGUAUUUUUGAAGAUACAAGUGACAAAAUCUCUUUGCACAUAGUCAUACACCAUUCUUGCACCCUCACAGAAAAUGACCAAAUAAAUUUGUUUGUUGUUACCAAUUAAUGUAGUCCCAAACCUGAGAUUGACUCCAUUAUGGGACCAGAGGGUGAUCCCCCUGUUAACGUGUGUCCUCCCUGUGUCUCACCCCUCUCUCCCUCACCCACUCACAGAUCUCCGCAACCAGCCUUUCCUGCGAGCCGACGCCCUGAUCCGGAGCGGCUGGAAGAGACCCUAAACCACUUGUUUCUACCCUCUAAACCCCCCUACCCAUGUUGUAACCCCCUCCGUGGUCCCACCCACCCCUGAGGCUGCAGCUCACAAAGACUGAGAAGGGCACAGGAGUGAACCAAUGACCCUUAUCUCACAGGGGUAUUUAUUUAUUUAUGGAGAUCCUUAAUUGAGAUUCUUAAGGAGCAGGUGUACUAGUAAAAGCACAGACAUCAGGUGGGCUACUCUCCUCUUAUUGAAAACACUCUGACACAAACACACACACACUCAGAGUUGAAGAUGGAAACGGCAGUGUGUCUGCGCUGCAAGCGAGAAUUGGCAGAGAUCUAAGAGAGCUGUGCCAAAGACAGGCUGAUCUCCCCAGACUUCUGGACACUACGGACACACGUGCCUUCCAAAGCGGAUCUUCACUCCAUCAUCAUGCCUUUCCAAACAUUGUGCAAUCCUAGGAAGAUAGAGACUGCGAGGCCAAGCACACAGCGUGUCUCCUUAGUUCUGGAAAGGCUGUUUCACAGGAUCCUCGGCUUGCCUUCACAAGACAUCCUAUCACAGGUUUUUAGAAAACAUAUUAUCCUGAGUGUUGGAAGCAAUUUACUGGACAUACCUAGACUGAAUUAUGUGCCAUGUUUCAGUAGAGCCUACUUUGGUCAUUAUCUUUCAUCUAGGAGAAAGCUCAUUCACUUAAGUCAUUGAUUUUUGUUUUGUUUCUUAAGACAAGCUAGCCAAGCCAAACUUCCUCUUGUGUCUUUCUUACUUUGCUAAAGAAGUGCCUUUUGUGUAGACAGUAUUAUUGUUUUGUGAAUCAGCCAUACUUUGUAUCCUUGAAGUCUUUUGGUUCAAGAUUGUAUGUUUAAUUGCCUUGUAUUAUAAAGUUUCUGCUGAAUACUGUAAAGUUAAUAUGCAAUGGAUAAGAGUUAAACCCCUGAAACAAUAACUUAAAAGGAUUCAAUUCAGUUCAGUUUUUAAUUAAUCUCAUGUCUUUCCUAAAUUCUUCUGAGUUUUUGACAUUCCUUUGUGGAUACCUCUCAGUUACCUCCUGGGAUUUUGACUCACACUUAAUCAAACCCAAGGCCACAACACCUUGGGAAAGAGCUCUGUUUAUGAAGAAGAAAAAAUAACUGUCAAGUUGGUCUUAACGAUGUGUACCUGACAACACUUUCUGUCCCCCUGUUGGUGACACAUAGGAAGUGACUAACAAACUGAAUGAAGAUGAUUCUAUAAUGACUGUUACGUUUACAAGUUCCAGACGAUAAACUUACCUGAAAGAGGAGGUAUGCGUGCCUAUUCAGAGUCCAAACAUGUUUUUAAAGCUUUCUGUCUUUCAGGGUUAUAAAAAUGACAUUUCCGUUUUUAAUAGCCAUCGAGGAAGCAAAAUGAUUGUGCACUCUAAGACUUACAAUCUGUGUGUAUCCAUAUGGCAUUUCCGGUAAAGGGACAGACCAUAUUACACUACUUACAAUGCCUUAACUUUGAAUGAGAUACUUUUACGGUGGACAUUCUGAUCAUGUUAAUGUACAUUUCAUGCAAAUCAUUGACUCCAAGCCUUUUGUUGUUUGUUUUUUUAAGAAUGCAAUUGUGCCUCUUCUUACUUGUUGUAUGUCGUCUAAAAGAUCAUUUCCACCCCACCUCCUCCAUAAUAAACAGAGUAUGUGACAUACAAAUUA
Osmerus eperlanus (European smelt) is the source of this 6063-nucleotide messenger RNA. It is a transcript of the gene fmnl3, whose product is annotated as formin-like 3. Gene Ontology annotation, molecular function: small GTPase binding; actin filament binding. NCBI's taxonomy places the organism in Eukaryota, Metazoa, Chordata, Actinopteri, Osmeriformes, Osmeridae. Gene Ontology annotation, biological process: cortical actin cytoskeleton organization; cell migration; regulation of cell shape. The transcript is spliced from 25 exons. Gene Ontology annotation, cellular component: cytosol. The record is from RefSeq and is a predicted model, not a curated record. Bases 497 to 3760 code for a protein of 1087 amino acids.